Candoia aspera is the source of this 1584-nucleotide messenger RNA. RefSeq names its product solute carrier family 46 member 3 (gene SLC46A3). Bases 22 to 1407 code for a protein of 461 amino acids. Gene Ontology annotation, molecular function: transmembrane transporter activity. The record is from RefSeq and is a predicted model, not a curated record. The transcript is spliced from 5 exons. Gene Ontology annotation, biological process: vacuolar transmembrane transport. Lineage: Eukaryota; Metazoa; Chordata; Lepidosauria; Squamata; Candoiidae. Gene Ontology annotation, cellular component: lysosomal membrane.
AAUUAAAGCAAAACCUCAAGGAUGAAGAAAACAUUGUUACUAGAGCCUGCCAUUUCCUUAUAUAUUUUUGCCUAUGCUGUGACCUCCCCUCUGAAGCAGCAGUAUGUGUACAAGAGGAUCUGGGAAGAAACUAUCAACUCUACCUUCAUAGUUCAAGACAAUGUUUCUCACUGUGAAGUAAAUCAAAGCAAUCCAACCUACUUGAAGCAGAAGGAAGUCCAAGAAAAAGCCUCCCUCUUUGUCAUGAAAACGGACCUCUGUGGGGCAGUGUUCAGCAUCUUGGUGGCCUUUGUCCUAGUAGCAAAUGGUGACCGAUAUGGACGCAAAAUAUCCUUGGUCCUUCCUCUGGUGGGGAAUCUUGCCAGCAGCAUCUUUCUCUGUGUGAUGUCAGACUUGUCUUUGCCCCUCUACCUUUUCUUUGUUUUCUCCUUGGUUGGUGGCCUGUUUGGGGACCUGGCUACCUUUCUCGGAGGGGCCUUUUCCUUUGUAGUUGAUUGUUGUGAGACUCAGAAACAAAAGACCAUCCGAAUAGCUGUGGUCGACUUGAUCUUUGGAUUCGCAUCUGGAUUGGGAGGACUGGUCUCAGGUUACUUUCUAAAAAAAAUAGACUUUAUGUGGACGUUUGCCAUGAUUUCUCUAUUUCACGUGGUCAACAUUUUCUAUGUCAUAUUUUGCUUGGAUGAAACAGUGAGAGUCUCGGCAUUCCAGACACAAUCUUGGCGGGAAGGUCUUAAAGAAACUCUUUCUGGAGUAUAUAUGCUCUUUAAAUCCUCCACCUGUAAGAAGCGAAUUUUAAUCAUCUUGCUGCUUUGUACGUUCAUGACUUACCUUUUCACAAUGUUUGGAGGGACUAGUCUCUAUGUGCUGUAUGAACUGAAUGCUCCCCUCUGUUGGAAUGCCAUUUACAUAGGAUAUGGCUCAGCGGUGUCUACCUCAGUCUCUCUGACUGGUUUCCUAGGGAUUGUUUUUCUUUCUCAGUAUCUGAGAAAUAGCUACCUUGUUUUUAUUGGAAUCUUCUCUUAUAUUGGAGGAACUAUCAUGGCCGCCUUUGCCAAGACUACAUUGAUGAUGCUUUUGGUGAGAGUGCCAUCUAUGUUCCUUUUUAUACCCAUUCCUGUUAUUCGAUCCAUGUUGUCCAAAAUAGUUCUUCCUAAUGAGCAAGGAGCUUUAUUUGCUUGCAUUGCCUGCUUAGAGGUUGUGACCGGGACCAUUUCAGUUGCUGUUUUUAAUACCCUCUAUGCAGUGACUGUAGCAUGGUUUCCUGGCUUCACAUUUCUCUUAUCAGCUGGUUUCUGCAUAAUUCCACUGAGUUUAAUGAGCUGGUUUAUGUACAUCACCCGGCACCAAGAGAACUUUGUGCUACUCAUCAAUGAAGAGGACUGUCCCGGGCAGAAUGACAACAGCUGAAUAGAGAAUACACCAAGCAGCUACUGCUCUCAAGCUUCUAUAAUGACUGGACCUGUGGAUGGAGUUGCUGUAGUUUUCAGUGCUCCACAAUGGCUCAAUUGCGAGAGUUUCACAAUAAUUGACUGGCCCGAGUUUGAUUUUGCCUUGGAUUGCCUAUAGGAUGCCGUGCAAGGGAUG